AUGAGGUUCACCCAGGGAUCUCUGCUUCUUGUGCUGCUGGCCUGCAGCCUCUCUCCAGUCCAUGGUGUCCUGGAGACCUAUAACACAAACUUAAAGUGUAAAUGCAUCCGAGAGACCUUCAACUUUGUCUCCAUUUUGCUCAUUGGAAAGCUUCAAAUCUUGCCCCCUGGGAAUGGAUGUCCAAACACAGAAAUCAUAGCCUGGAUGAAGAAUAAGUCAGUUAUCUGCUUGAACCCUGGAGCCAAAUGGACACAAAAACUAAUGAGAGUGUCGAGAAAAAGUGCUUUUUCAACUUCACCAGCUCCAGUGUUUAAGAAAAUGAUUGCCUGAUGCCAAUAUUACCACCAAGAACACCUGCAUUCCCCCUUCAUUCCUGCCCUCAGUUUUAGUUU
Molecule: messenger RNA, 392 nt
Organism: Balaenoptera musculus (blue whale)
Lineage: Eukaryota; Metazoa; Chordata; Mammalia; Artiodactyla; Balaenopteridae
Gene: CXCL13
Product: C-X-C motif chemokine ligand 13
Exons: 4
Coding region: 1-330 (109 amino acids)
Biological process (GO): neutrophil chemotaxis; inflammatory response; antimicrobial humoral immune response mediated by antimicrobial peptide
Cellular component (GO): extracellular region
Molecular function (GO): chemokine activity; CXCR chemokine receptor binding
Source: RefSeq, a predicted model, not a curated record